Contarinia nasturtii (swede midge) is the source of this 1640-nucleotide messenger RNA. RefSeq names its product ubiquitin carboxyl-terminal hydrolase (gene Uch). Gene Ontology annotation, biological process: ubiquitin-dependent protein catabolic process; protein deubiquitination. Gene Ontology annotation, molecular function: cysteine-type deubiquitinase activity. Bases 178 to 864 code for a protein of 228 amino acids. The transcript has 6 exons. The record is from RefSeq and is a predicted model, not a curated record. Gene Ontology annotation, cellular component: cytoplasm. NCBI's taxonomy places the organism in Eukaryota, Metazoa, Arthropoda, Insecta, Diptera, Cecidomyiidae.
GUAUGUGAUUUCACUAUAUUUCCAAACGAAACGCCGAAAAAUAGCUUAUUAAGGUGAUAAAAAUCAUAGCCGGCUAUUUAUUAUAAUCUAUACAUAUAUUCUGCGCAUCGAACAGACAACUCGUCUUUUUUUACCAAGAUAAAAUUGAAGUAGAAAGAAACUUUUCACAAAGACAAGAUGACUACUUGGAUUGCAUUGGAAUCGAAUCCAGAGGUACUCACCAAGUACAUUCAUAAAUUGGGUGUAUCCCCAUUAUGGAGUCUUACUGAUGUAUUUGGCUUGGAACCAGAUCAAUUGGAAUGGCUUCCAGGACCAGUUCAAGCACUUAUUCUUCUCUUUCCAUGCUCGAAUAGUUUUGAAAAAUAUUCGAAAGAACAAGACGAAGAAUUGAAGGCAAAUCCACCAAAAGUCCCAGAAGAUCUCUUCUUUUUGAAGCAAUAUAUUCACAAUGCAUGCGGCGCUAUUGCAUUGGUGCACAGCGUUGCUAAUAAUCCAGCAAUUGAAAUUGAGGAUGGAAGUAUUCUGAAGAAAUAUUUGGAUGAAGCACGUGAUUUGACGCCAGAAAAACGUGGAAAAUUGCUCGAGAAUGAUAAAUCGUUUACUGAUGCUCAUCAAGAGGUUGCUGUCGAAGGUCAAACUGAUGCCAACUCUGGUGAACCGGUCAAUCAUCACUUUGUCGCUUUCAUCAAUUUUAAUGGUCAACUAUAUGAAAUGGAUGGACGUAAAACGUCUCCAAUACCGCACGGUAAAACUUCCGAAGAGUCAUUUUUAAAGGAUGCGGCUAAAUUAUGUAAACAGGCUAUUGAACGCGACCCAGAAGAUGUUUCAUUCAGCGUUAUUGCUUUGGCACCGACACAAGAUUAGAACGGCCAUUUAAACUAUGACAGCCUUACUCAACUCUCUUUUUUGUCGCAAUUUUUGUUAAGCCAAGCAUUUAAAAUGCUUCGAUGUAAUACAUAAUAUGACUUUCUUUUAAAUUUACUUGCAAAAAAAAAACGAAACUCACAUUUUUAUAUGCAUUUACAUGGCUUGAUAAUUCAAUUAUGAAAAGCAAACAAGCUUCAGCCGUUAGGCAACCAAAAUUUUCAUAUGAAACGGUGCGGCGAAAAAAUGGCUCUUAUUUUUCUGCCACAUACAGUCUUUUUUUCACAUAGUUUAUUUAUUGUAUUACAUUAUAGAUUACAACAAAUAAACUAUCCAUAAAAAACGUUCGGGAAAAUAAGAGCUAUUUUUUCGCUGCUACGAUUCAUGUAUGUGAUCGCGUGCAAGAGCAUACAUAGUCUACAGACUUCUUAAAUUAUAAGUUGAAUAUUCAAUAAGCAAAAAAAAAACAUUCACCUGUGAAAAUUUAUAAAUUCGAGACGAUACAUUUUAUUGUCCAAAUAUGAGUUUAAUAAUCUCUCUUAUAAAAUUUUUUCUCUUAAAUUGAACCGAAUGGAAAUAGUUUGGCACACAUUUUGUGAUGUUGAAAUUCUAAAUUUGUUCAUAUGUUUUGAUUAUAUAUAUCAUUUUCCUAUAUUUAGAGCUAUAUUUGAGCUUAUAAAAAAAUAAUAGUGGAAAAUACGAUAUUCAAUUCGAUCAUUUAUACUGAUGAUUCCUGCUUGUUUGAAUAAAAUCGACUAAUUUGAGUAUUCAAUCUA